UGGUGCCUCUGUCCCGUCAGUGUCGCCGCCGCGACGCCGCAGCGCCUCUCACAGACGAGAUAGAGAGAAGCCCGCAGAGCGCAACGAGCACCGCGAGCGGCUGGACGCGCGUUUCGAAUCCGAUCCGCAGGACGAGCACGCGAGUACUUGUUUGUCAUCGAAGACCCGCCACCGAUCGAUUCCGCGUAUCGAUCUGCGAUACUUGUAGUGAAAAAAAGAAAGAAAGAAAUUGGAUAGUCUUCCGAGGGUGACCGGUGUUAGUGAAUGGAUGGACCCAUCGUGUUCGGUGAUAGGAUUUUGAGAAACGUCAAGAAGGAGAGGGGACGCAUAUGCGGAUAGUGGACGAGAAUUUUGAAGAAAUCGCAGCGGGAACGCGCAGUGGGAAAGACGAGGGAUGGAACGCGUGUGGAAAAGAGGAGCGAAGGAGGAUCUAUGAUGACGCGCCGCCGUCGGCCUGAAAUAACAGCGGGAAUGCGUGUACAGUGAAUCACGGAGCUAGCUUCCCGUUUGUUCCGACGCGAAUCUCGUCUCGGCAGUGACUCUAGCUUUUCUUCACCAUCUCCUCAUUUUUUCCUUCGUUCGUUCGAUCCUUGCUCCUCGAUCCACGGUCGCGCGUUACCCGCGAACCGCGCCGGUGCGUUGGACAGAGUGUGUGAGAAAGAGAGAGAGAGAGAGAGACAGCCUCGUUCCUGAGAGCGGGUUGAGAAAAGCCAGAAGCGCCAGAAGCAUCGCAAAGGCAGGAACCGAGAAAGGAGACGAGGGGAGUUUUUCGAGACGCCGUCCAAGGAGUUUUCUCGGAAAGGAGAUAGCGAGCGUCGCACUACGGAAAUCACCCAUGCCGCGAUUACAUUAACUGCACAUGCCUGGUGUCGAACGAAUCGAAAUGGCGACGAGGAUUUUCUUUAUCUUCGGAAUUCUCGUUAUCUUGAACGUCGGACUUUCGCGAGGACGAAUCUUUCGGCUAGAUGCAAUUAAUGCAGAUGUGGCGAUGCCCGUGGGCGAGAAGCUGUUGCUGCGUUGCCAGCGAAACCCCGGUGUCGAGAUAGAAUGGUAUAAGGACGACGAAGCGUUGCGGUCUACCACGAGGAUACGCGUGACGAAGCAGUCUGUGAAGUUUAAAUACGUCAACGUGGACGACGCGGGCGUCUACGGUUGUAGACUGGAGUCGAACGAGACUGUUGAGUGGAGAAACGUGACCAUCCACAUCGAGACCCUGCAAAACGAUGGUUUUCAGAGCGAGGCUGAAGAAACCAGCGGUAUGAUGAGUAUACUCAGGCCGGAAGAAGAGAGCAAUGAUCUCGAGAUUGAAGCCAGAAAUUUACCUGAAACACGAUCAUUGCACCUGGACAGCGAAAAGAUGGACACGGAUCUGGACGAGAAGGGUGAAGGCGAUGUGGAAGGCGAGCACAACAACACGGUACCGGAGAGUCCGCCAGCUUUCAACAAGACCGAUGAGAUGCAUGCGUUGGUGGUGAAGCCCGCCGGCAGUACGAUGCGAUUGAGAUGUCCAAGCAUUGGCAAUCCCAGGCCAAACAUCACAUGGCUGAAGAACAACGAAGAGCCGAAACGGGACCUUGGCACUGCGAUCAGGACGAAGUGGACUUUGAGAUUGGAGGAUCUCGUUACCAAGGACAGCGGGAAUUAUACGUGCGUCGUAUGCAAUCAUCUUGGAUGCAUCAACCAUACCUUCAAAGUCGACAUAAUCGAAACAGUACCGCAUCGACCGAUCUUGACGAGGCCGCCACGAAACCAAACGGUGCUUGUCGGAAGAAAUGUUAGUAUGAUCUGCCAGGUGCUCUCCGAUGCUCAUCGUCAUCUCGAAUGGUAUCACGGUUGCCAUACCUCUUUCGACACCGUCAACAAGACCAAUCAGAGCUUACGGGUGGAGGUCAAGGCUGGAAUGGAGACAGAGAAUCCGGAGGAACUAAAACUUUACAACGUUACCGAGAAAGAUGAGGGAUGGUACACGUGUAUUGCUCAGAACAAUUUAGGAGAAACAUUUAGCAGCGCUUAUCUACGUGUUGUCAAAACGCUGGACGAGCAAAGAAUACCUUUAACCGCAAGACCGCAGAUCCUCGUGAAUGUUCUGGCGGCUAUUCUGUGCUUAUUCUUCGCCUUGGGAGUCAUCGUGGUGAUAUACAUUUUUCAUCGAUUGAAACGCGAGAAGAUGAAAAAGUUGCUCGCGAUAGAAACAGCGCGCGCGGCAGUCGUGACGCAAUGGACGAAGAAGGUCAUUGUGGAAAAGCAGAAACUGGUGAACGCGCAGAACGCGAUCGAUGAGGAGCUGCUGAUGCCUGUAGUGAAGAUCGAGAAGCAAAAGUCUACCGUCAUCGCCGAAGACAGUAGCAGCGAUAACGUAUCCGAAUAUGAGCUACCGUUAGAUAGCGCUUGGGAAUUGUCGAGAGAAUAUUUCACGCUGGGAGACACUCUGGGCGAAGGAGCAUUCGGGAAAGUUGUCAGAGCCGAGACGAACACCGGCAAAUCCGGAAUACCCAGCGUUGUAGCGGUAAAAAUGUUGAAAGAGGGUCACACAGACACCGAGAUGAUGGAUUUGGUCUCCGAGAUGGAGAUGAUGAAGAUGAUCGGCAAGCACGUAAACAUCAUUAAUUUGCUGGGUGCCUGUACUCAGAAUGGUCCUCUAUUUGUCGUGGUGGAAUUCGCCCCGCAUGGCAAUCUGCGAGACUUCCUCCGGGAUCAUAGACCUACAUCGGGAUACGAACCGACUAUCGGGCAGGAGUCGAAGGAGCGAAAGACCCUCACGCAAAAGGAUCUGGUCUCAUUCGCUUAUCAAGUAGCGCGCGGAAUGGAGUACCUGGCUAGUAGACGGUGUAUACACAGGGAUUUGGCUGCCAGGAACGUUCUCGUUAGCGACGAAUAUGUACUGAAGAUCGCUGAUUUCGGUCUUGCUAGAGAUAUUCACUGUCACGAUUACUACAGGAAGACGACGGACGGACGAUUACCGGUGAAAUGGAUGGCGCCGGAAGCUCUGUUCCACCGUGUUUACACCACUCAAUCCGACGUAUGGUCGUACGGGAUUCUGCUGUGGGAGAUCAUGACAUUGGGUGGUACGCCUUAUCCGUCUGUACCGUCGGUCGAGAAACUAUUCCAGUUACUUCGAACCGGUCAUCGAAUGGAGAAACCACCCUGCUGCUCGAUCGAAAUAUAUAUGCUCAUGAGAGAUUGUUGGAGUUAUCAGCCAAACGAAAGACCAACGUUUGUCGAAUUGGUCGAGGAUCUCGAUAGAAUAUUAACGAUAACAGCGAACGAAGAAUAUUUGGAUCUCGGUCUGCCUCAGUUGGACACACCCCCAUCCAGCCAAGAAUCCAGUGAGGCGGAAGAGGAUGGUGAAGAAAAAUUUCCAUAUCUGCUGUGAAUUGUAUACUCGCUGCGAGAAAUGUCGCUUAGACAUCACUAUUUAGAUGGCAUAAUAAUCCGAACGACUCACAAAUGUAGCAGCGCGAGUGAAUCUAAUGAAUAUAACAAUGGAAAUAAAGAGAAGAGUGCAAAGAUAUGUGAGGGAAUCGAACUGAAGUAAGAGAAUAUGCCAAAUAAUAUAAAUCAGUAUUGAUCUAUGUAUCUCUAUACAAGAAUAUAGAAUUAAAGAAAAGCGCGCAACGAUAGCGUACAUCAGCAGUGUCAAUACACAAACGCGCGCACACAUGAGAUUGGACAUCCUAUAUUUACUAUUUUUCUAUUGGGAUUGAUAAAUGCUACGACGUUAGAAUUAUAAAAGGUAAAAGAAGAAACAAAGUCGAAAGCGCUCUGCGAACACUCAGAGGAGAUUGUCUUUUAAGCGUUAAUGCAAAGCGGUCUUGUAUAUCGCUUAUAUCUAUAUCUAUAGAUUCUAUAUCUGUAUCUAUAUAGAUUUGUAGAUAUAUUAUAAUUGUGCCAUAUGAAUCAGUGCCUUACAAGGGUGUUGUUGAACAUAUAAAUACAAGGAAGAGAUAGUUUAUCGAUGACAGGACAUGAUACGGAUACUUGUCUGUAUUACAAGAAUCAUACAAAUGUUUAUCAAACGUGGGCACAUGUUUUUGUAACUAGUCAAUUGUGAAAAUUGUACGUUUUUCUGUAUCAUAGUAGCUGAUAGAUUUUUAAUGUUUUUACGUGGUUAGUUUUAGUUAGAACAACGAUCGUGGAUUUCGUAUAUUGCAGGCAAUGUGUUCUGCAGGAAUUUUGUAAAAAAAAAAAUCAGUCUACAGAUACAUAGGAGACUAAACUUGAGAGGAAUAUAAGUUUUAUAUCGAAGAAACGCAUCGUUUAGAGAAAAGAAUCCAAAGUAUCACUGUAAGCCUUAGAGCUGUAUCGAUUGCUUAUCGAUAUCGAUUGCUUAUCGAUAUCGAUUGGCGAUAAACGUGUAUAAAUAGGAAAAGUGCUUAGUGAUAGAUUAUUUAUUUCUCGUACAUCAAUAUCUUCUAAGUAUAUAUAUAUAUAUGUUUUCACAGAGGAUCUUUUUUUACAUAAUUUUAAGAUAUGUCCCUUAAGAACGAUCCUUUUUGUAAAAAGUGACAAUAAUGAAUUUAUAUAUGCAAUAAAAAAGAACAAGUAGUUUUAAUGCGUGGAUUGUACAUAUCGUUUAUUUAAACAUUACUUGUUAUACAGUAUCUAAAGGUAGAAUUUUAGCAUUUACUUAAGGUACAUAGAAUAUAUGUAUGUAGAUUGUGUAAAAGAAUUUCCGCACAAAUAUGUGACUUUCGUCUCUAAUAAAAUCGAUCAAUCUGUA
Cataglyphis hispanica is the source of this 4720-nucleotide messenger RNA. RefSeq names its product fibroblast growth factor receptor homolog 1. Gene Ontology annotation, molecular function: ATP binding; fibroblast growth factor receptor activity. Gene Ontology annotation, biological process: protein phosphorylation; multicellular organism development; fibroblast growth factor receptor signaling pathway. The record is from RefSeq and is a predicted model, not a curated record. The transcript has 11 exons. Lineage: Eukaryota; Metazoa; Arthropoda; Insecta; Hymenoptera; Formicidae. Gene Ontology annotation, cellular component: signaling receptor complex; membrane. Bases 860 to 3373 code for a protein of 837 amino acids.